GUUCCAAGCUUAGACGUCGACGAGCUUCAAGGAUGAAGUGCUUUAUCUUGCUGCUGACCGCCGCGGUGGCGACCUGCGCUCCGAGUUCUGAGAGCGAAAGCGCUACGGGACUGUACCAGUGGCCGCCGAACGCUGCAAACUGCGGCGUAAACGAGGAGUGGAAGCAGUGCGUGAGUAGCAGCUGCCCCGAGGCCUCAUGCAGCGAGCCCAUCAUCGGGCGCGCCUGCCCGUUCGACUGCCAGUCCGGAUGCUACUGCGCCGAUGGAUUCUACCGCAACGACGAACGAAACUGCGUACCGCUGGACCAGUGCCCGCGACAAGGAAGGGGAGGAAGACCUGGACAGCCAUGCCGUGAGAACGAGGAGUGGAAGACAUGCGUGAGCAGCUCCUGCGCGGAGGCCACGUGUGAGAAAAAGACCAUCGGUCCCGAAUGCACGUUCGACUGCCAGCAAGGCUGCUACUGCGCCCAGGGAUUCUACCGCAACUCCGAAAACACCUGUGUCCGCGAAGACCAGUGCCCAUCAUGAGUGUAGUCUCGAGUAAACGAGUACUAUCGACGAAUAAAGUCUGCU
Messenger RNA from Dermacentor andersoni, 572 nucleotides. Its product is annotated as serine protease inhibitor swm-1-like. Lineage: Eukaryota; Metazoa; Arthropoda; Arachnida; Ixodida; Ixodidae. The record is from RefSeq and is a predicted model, not a curated record.